UUCAGCUUUCAUUUUGUCACUGGGCGUUUCACUGGCAACUUUGUUUUGUACUGUUCUUUGUUUUUCUUGCUUGUCUUAUCAACUAGUCAACAAAUCACGUGAUUUACGGAUGAUAAGGCAUGUGAUGGAUGCGCCACCGCAAAGUCCUUAUGAGUGGGUGUUUUCUUCCAAAUCAGAAACAUCAUAUAGGACUGAUGACGAUGAUGAAUAUGAUAGUGAAAGGUCAACCAAUGAACGUCUUUCUCUGUCAGAUGAGUCUAUGAGUAAGUCAGAAACUUUAGAAAGUCGGAAAAAUAGAGUUUCCACAUUUGGGAAGCAACCUUCUAAACCAUUGUAUACCACUUCAUUUAAAAUAUCAUCCAAAUUUAACUCGACACAGUCUGAAGUGCAGACUACAUCAUGUAUGGGACUUCAGCGCCAUCUAUACACUGACAUAGUAAAUGGAAAAAAUAAUUCUGAAAAUGUUCAAACCGAUAGCGAUGGAAAACAUUUUCACCCAUCAUUGUUUGUUUCUAACAGAAACUACUGCCCAGCGACUUUUAAGAGCAGUGCAGUGGAACAGCCAAAUUUUUCACGCGAAAUCCUUUCUUAUUUAAACGAGGGAAACAACAGUAAAACUGGUGUAAUAGAAACGUGUUUUUCGACAAAGAAGUCGUCGCCUAACGAGGUUUAUUCCGAUAUGUAUAGUUCGACAGAGAAAGACAAAAUGUAUCCUGUAUAUGCUUCUGCAGAAACUUUCCAAUCUCCACUAGUGAUUUCAGAACCUCGUUUUCAGUGUAACGAAGGUUCUGAUUCCGAGCGACAGGGGGAGCUGCAAGCACUCGACUUUUCAUGUAACACUGAAGAUAACUGGUCAGAAAACCACGAAGAUCAUGAUGUAGACGACUCUAAAUGGUCAACUGUAAGCUCAAGUUGCGGUUUAACUACACCAGAGGGAAGACGAGUUGCAUUUGGUCAUCAACAAGCCAGUCGUCGAUUGUCGAAGAGAGGACGAUCACAUAACCGAUGUUUCGUCGAACUUCACGACGAAGAUUCUCUAGUCAAGUUGUCUGCUUUGGAAUUGGUUGCUAGGCACUACAGGAUAUCGUCGAUAUUGAGGGAUGCUCAGAGGAUAAACGGAGAACUUGAAGUACUGAAGAGAAGAGACUUUGGUCAAAUAAAAGGACGUGGGGCACGUAGGGGUGACCUAUACUUGUAGCCAAAAGAUUUUUGAGAUUUCUUGUGUACGAAAUGUUUUGUCUUUCAUGUUUUGCACAAACAUUUAAGUUUGUUUCUUGCUGAAAUGUUAAAAAAAAAAACUUGUUUUAAAUGGAACUAGAAACUGCCAAAAGAUGGGUCGUAUUUACCAUUAAGAAAAAAGUAUUUAAAGACUUCUUAGUUGGAGUGAGACGAAACUAAUUGAAACGAAAGUCGUUGUAGUUAAACCGAUAAAACUGUUGUUUAAAAUAAUGUACGUAUUAUAUUAGGCAAAACUAUUAAAAUA
This is a messenger RNA of Limulus polyphemus (Atlantic horseshoe crab), 1483 nucleotides long. RefSeq lists its product as uncharacterized. Lineage: Eukaryota; Metazoa; Arthropoda; Merostomata; Xiphosura; Limulidae. The record is from RefSeq and is a predicted model, not a curated record. The coding region runs from base 110 to 1198 and encodes 362 amino acids. The transcript is spliced from 4 exons.